GGAAAAGCAAAGACCAUCUACAGCUCUGAGGACAAAAGCAUCAGCCAUAUUGUAUUUGACCGGAAAGCAAACUGCUUUCUUUGGAGCUUGCAAAAUGAACUGCAAGUAAUGAGUCUUUUGAAGAUGAGAAAAUACUCUGCUGGUGAAGGAUGGACUUUUCCAGGCUUGAUUGCAGCUGCCUAUGAGCCAUACAUGGUGACUCUGCUCAAUGAUGUCAUCACGCUGUGGAAGCGGCAAGAUGGGACACGUGUGAAGGCAGUCACUCUGGAAAGUGGCAUUGUUGGUGUAAUUGUAGCUCUGAAGGAAAUGCAGCAAGAUGCACUUGUGGCCUCUCCACACGUGAACUGUAUAAGACCCUCUGUCUUGUGUGAAGGGACGACGUUAUGCAUAUCACAGACUCUGCUUUGUGAUGGAACACAAGACUGUCCUGAUGGAUCAGAUGAAGCUGCUUGUGUAGAGCCGUGUUCAAAAAGAGGUGACUUCCAGUGUAAGGAUAGGAGGAAGUGUGUUGUGCGAUCUCUGGUGUGUGAUGGGCACCCUGACUGUACUGAUGGCUCUGAUGAGGUGGGCUGUCCUGCUAAAACAGCCAUCAAAAAUGCGGCCCCCUUAAAGUGCCGUUUAGGCUUAAAACUUUGUAAGGAUGGCAGUGACUGUGUCCUGUACAGCCAUGUGUGUGAUGGAGAGCUAGACUGUAAAGAUGGAUCUGAUGAAGAGGGAUGUGAAUAUUUGUGCAAAGCAGGCCAGUUUCAGUGUGCUCAUGGAAGGAUGUGCAUAGACAAGAAGCUGGUGUGUGAUGGGACUCCUCAGUGUCAGGAUCGCUCUGAUGAAAUGGACUGCUUUACACGUACCAAGAGCUGCAGCCAUCGCUGUGACAAUAAGACCCGCUGCAUCCCUGAUAACUUCCUGUGUGAUGGAGAGAGAGACUGUGUUGAUGGCACAGAUGAAGCAGACUGUCAUGAGCGUUCUUCUGUUGCUGUGACUCCUAUAGUUGAAACCACUCCAGAACCACCCUGUAAAAGUCCCUCUGUAAUGUGUGAAGGCACAUCAUUAUGCAUCAGUCAGUCUCAGCUGUGUGAUGGGUUAUUAGAUUGUCCUGAUGGGUUUGAUGAACUCCACUGUUUACAUACCUGCUCAGAUCCUGGCCACUUCCUGUGUCAGAACAAGAGGAAGUGUAUUGAACAGGCCCUGGUGUGUGAUGGUCGCUCUGACUGUUCUGAUGGUUCAGAUGAGUUGCGUUGUCCUACGUGUCCUCUGCACUGUGAUGAGGGGAUGGUGUGCCUAACCAGCCAGCAGUUCUGUGAUGGACACAUGGAUUGUAAAGAUGGCUUUGAUGAGAGGAACUGCUACAAGAGUGACAAAGAUAAAGGAGCCUUAAAAUGUGCUGUGGGCUUCAAGCCAUGCAGGGAUGGAAGUGAGUGUAUCCUCUACAGUCACGUGUGUGAUGGAGAAAUGGACUGUAAGGACGGGUCAGACGAGGAGGACUGUGGAGUCAAAUCAGUCACGGUCACUCCUAAAGUUGAAACCACUCCAGAACCAAUCUGUAAAAGUCCCUCAGUAAUGUGUCCAAGCACGUCACUGUGCAUCAGUCAGUCUCAGUUGUGUGAUGGGAUGUUGGAUUGUCCUGAUGGGUUUGAUGAGCUCCACUGUCUACAUGCAUGCUCAGAUCCAGGCCACUUCCUGUGUAAGAACAAGAGGAAGUGUAUUGAACGAGCCCUGGUGUGUGAUGGUCGCUCUGACUGUUCUGAUGGUUCAGAUGAGUUACGUUGUCCUACGUGUCCUCUGCACUGUGAUGAGGGGACCGUGUGCCUGACCAGCCAGCAGUUCUGUGAUGGACGAAUGGACUGUAACGAUGGCUUUGAUGAGCGGAACUGCUAUCAGACUGGCAAAAAGGCUACAGAAGCUUCAUCCCUGAAAUGUGCUGUAGGCUUCAAACCAUGCAGGGAUGGAAGUGAGUGUAUCCUCUACGGUCACGUGUGUGAUGGGGAAAAGGACUGCAAGGAUGGGUCAGAUGAGAAGGACUGCGGUGUCAAAUCUGUCACUGUCGUUCCUAAGGUUGAAACCACUCCAGAACCAAUCUGUAAAAGUCCCUCUGUAAUGUGUCAAGGCACAGCACUGUGCAUCAGUCAGUCUCAGCUGUGUGAUGGGAUGUUGGAUUGUCCUGAUGGGUUUGAUGAGCUCCACUGUUUACAUGCCUGCUCAGAUCCAGGCCACUUCCUGUGUAAGAACAAGAGGAAUUGUAUUGAACAGGCCCUGGUGUGUGAUGGUCGCUCUGAUUGCUCUGAUGGUUCAGAUGAGUUACGUUGUCCUACGUGUCCUCUGCACUGUGAUGAGGGGACGGUGUGCCUGAUCAACCAGCAGUUCUGUGAUGGACGCAUGGAUUGUAAAGAUGGCUUUGAUGAGAGGAACUGCUAUAAGUCUGGCAAAAAGGCUGCUGAAGCUUCAUCCCUGAAAUGUGCUGUAGGCUUCAAAGCAUGCAAGGAUGGAAGCGAGUGUGUUCUCUACAGUCAUGUGUGUGAUGGAGAAAAGGACUGCAAGGACGGGUCAGAUGAGAAGGACUGUGAACGGCAAUGUAAAAAAGGGCAGUUUCAGUGUGCUCAUGGAAGGAUGUGCAUAGACAAGAAGCUGGUGUGUGAUGGGACUCCUCAGUGUCAGGAUCGCUCUGAUGAAAUGGACUGCUUUACACGCACCAAGAGUUGCAGCCAUCGCUGUGACAAUAAGACCCGCUGCAUCCCUGAUAACUUCCUGUGUGAUGGAGAGAGAGACUGUGUUGAUGGCACUGAUGAAGCAGACUGCUCUACUGAUAAUGGAGAUGCAGUCAACAGUAAGGCUUCUGAAGAGGCUUCGAUAGGUUUUUCAGCUCAGCAUCCAGACUGUAGAAGCCCCUCAGUGUUUUGUGAAAGCACAGCAUUAUGUAUGUCCCGGGUUCAACUCUGUGACGGGAAGUUGGACUGUCCUGAUGGUUCUGAUGAGCUCUCCUGUGUAGAUUCAUGUCAGAAGAUGGGUGACUUCCGCUGUAAGGACAGGAGGAAGUGUAUUGAGCGAUAUCUGGUGUGUGAUGGACGCUCAGACUGCACUGAUGGAUCUGAUGAGACGGACUGUCCUGCUGCUGCAAUGCCAAAAACUGCAGCUGCCUUAAACUGCCGUUUGGGUUCAAAACUCUGUAAGGAUGGCAGUGACUGUGUGAUGCACACCCAUGUGUGUGAUGGAGAGGUAGACUGUAAGGAUGGGUCUGAUGAAGAGGGAUGUGACCUUCAGUGUAAUCCAGGUCAGUUUCAGUGUAGUUAUGGCAGAAAGUGCAUAGACAACAAGCAGGUGUGUGACGGGGUUCCUCAGUGUCCAGAUAACUCUGAUGAAUCAACAUGCUGGACGCCAACAAGAAGCUGUGCGCUGCGCUGCGAUCAAAAUAGUCUCUGUAUUCCAGAAGUUUUUAUCUGCAAUGGGAUCAGGGACUGCUGGGAUGGAUCAGAUGAAACUGACUGCGGCAACCCUGGGCCGCAUUCCCAUUGCAAAAGUCCGUCUAUACCAUGCCUGGCAACUUCAAAGUGCAUCUCCCAGAGGCAGCUCUGUGAUGGCAGAAAGGACUGUGCCGAUGGUUCUGAUGAAAGACCAUGCCUUCAGAAAUGUCCCUAUGAUGAUGACUUCCUGUGUAAAGAUAGGAGAAGGUGUAUCGACAGGAAUCUGGUCUGUGAUGGACGUCUGCACUGCACUGAUGCUUCCGAUGAGGUGGACUGUCCAACUGCAGCUGUUUAUACCGUUGAAGCGGCUCCUGUGAAGUGCCGUUUGGGUUUGACCCCCUGUAAGGAUGGCAGUGACUGUAUCCUGUACAGUCAUGUGUGUGAUGGAGAGGUUGAUUGCAAAGAUGGGUCUGAUGAAGAGGGAUGUGAUGUGACUUGCAAAGCAGGGCAGUUUCAGUGUGCUCAUGGAAGGAGAUGCAUUGAUGCAAACCUUGUGUGUGAUGGUAAGCCACAUUGUCAGGAUCGUUCUGAUGAAAUGGACUGCUUUACGCGCACCAAGAGUUGCAGUCAUCGCUGUGACAAUAAGACCCGCUGCAUCCCUGAUAACUUCCUGUGUGAUGGGGAGAGAGACUGUGUUGAUGGCACUGAUGAAGCAGACUGUGGCUACCCUUCCCAGCUGAGAAGCUGUAGUGCCCCUUCAGUGUUGUGUCGAGGGGGAAAACUGUGCAUUUCUAACACUAAACUGUGUGAUGGAAAGCGUGACUGUCCAGAUGGUUUUGAUGAAGAAUCUUGCAUCAAAAGAUGUCCAAAAACAGGUGACUUCAUGUGUAAGGACAGGAGAAAGUGUGUUGCACGAGGUUUGGUCUGUGAUGGCCGUUCUGACUGCACUGAUGGCUCUGAUGAGGAGAGAUGUCCCACGGUUUCUAUAAAGCCAAAUAUAGCAGGUCCAUUAAAGUGCCGUUUGGGCUGGAAACCUUGUAAGGACCGACGCGAGUGUGUGCUCUACAGUCACCUGUGUGAUGGAGAGGUCGACUGUAAAGAUGGCUCUGAUGAAGAUGACUGUCAAUAUCAGUGUAGACCAGACCAAUUUCAGUGUGCUCAUGGAAGAAUGUGCAUAGACAAGAAGCUGGUCUGUGAUGGGACUCCUCAGUGUCAGGAUCGCUCUGAUGAAAUGGACUGCUUUACACGUACCAAAAGCUGCAGUCAUCGCUGUGAUAAUAAGACCCGCUGUGUCCCAGAUAACUUCCUGUGUGAUGGAGAGAGAGACUGUGUAGAUGGCACUGAUGAAGCAGACUGUAGUAAGAGUGAUAAAUCUUCAGGAACUUCAUCCCUGAAAUGUGCGGUGGGCUUCAAACCAUGCAGUGAUGGAAGUGAGUGUAUCCUCUACAGUCAUGUGUGUGAUGGAGAAAAGGACUGUAAGGACGGCUCUGAUGAGGAGGACUGUAGGCGCAAAUCUGUCCCUGUAGCUCCUACAGUUGGAACCACUCCAGAACCAGCCUGUAAAAGUCCCUCUGUAAUGUGUCCAGGCACGUCAUUAUGCAUCAGUCAGUCUCAGUUGUGUGAUGGGAUGUUGGAUUGUCCUGAUGGGUUUGAUGAACUCCACUGUUUACAUGCCUGCUCAGAUCCUGCCCACUUCCUGUGUAUGAACAAGGGGAGGUGUAUUGAACAAGCCCUGGUGUGUGACGGUCGCUCUGACUGUUCUGAUGGUUCAGAUGAGUUGCGUUGUCCUACGUGUCCUCUGCACUGUGAUGAGGGGACGGUGUGCCUGACCAUCCAGCAGUUCUGUGAUGGACGCAUGGAUUGUAAAGAUGGCUUUGAUGAGAAGAAAUGCCGUAAGAGUGACAAAAAUGCUGCAGGAGCUUCAUCCCUGAAAUGCCCUCUGGGCUUCAAGCCAUGCAGGGAUGGUAGUGACUGUGUCCUCUACAGUCAUGUGUGCGAUGGCGAGAAAGAUUGCAAGGAUGGGUCAGAUGAGAAGGACUGUGAACGACAGUGUAAAAAAAGCCAGUUCCAGUGUGCCCAUGGGAAGAUGUGUAUAGACAUGAAGCAUGUGUGUGAUGGGACCCCUCAAUGUCAAGAUCGCUCCGAUGAAAUGAACUGUUUUAAACUGUCUGAGUCCUGCAGCCAUCACUGUGAUAACAGAAGCCGCUGCAUUCCUCAAACUUUCCUUUGUGAUGGAGAGCGAGACUGUUUAGAUGGCACAGAUGAGACUGACUGUACAAAGGAGCCAUGUUUACGAGGGCAAUUUCAGUGUGCCAGUGGACAAUGUGUCUCCACAAGUGUCCGUUGUGAUGGUCAUGCAGAUUGCCAUGAUCAGUCUGAUGAGAAGAACUGUCGUAAACCUCCACACUGCCCCCUGGAGCAGCGCUGCCCUAACAGCCAUGUGUGCCUGCUGAAAGAGUGGUUUUGUGAUGGAGACAAAGACUGCAUUGAUGGGUCUGACGAACAGAACUGCAAGGCCUCUCCUAUGCAAUGUGGAACUUUCCAGUGGUCUUGUGCAUCUAAAGAUCAGUGCAUUCCCACGUUUUGGAGGUGUGAUGGAGUUAAGGACUGUAAAGACCAGAGUGAUGAAGCUGGAUGUGGCCCAGUGAAAUGCCCCAUGUACAUGUUCAAGUGUGGCAGUGAGGAGUGCUUGGAUUCCCAGAUGGUGUGUAAUGGCAUUGCUAACUGUCUGGAUGAAUCUGAUGAGGGUCCAGGUUGUCUCAGCAAUAACUGCUCCAGCCCACACCCACCACAAUGCGAGCACUACUGUGUCAACACUCCCCAUGGAGCGAGGUGUGGGUGUCGAACAGGCUUCAAGGUCCAGGCAGACAGUUUAUACUGUGCAGAUGUAGAUGAGUGUAUGGAGAUUCAGCCUCCUGUGUGUAGCCACGGAUGCGUGAACACUCAUGGCUCGUACGUGUGCCAGUGUCCUCCAGGUUUUAUACUGGAGCCAGAUGGCAGCAGCUGUAAAACAGAAAAGGAGCCUGGUCUUUUGGCAUCAGUGCAGUAUGAGGUGCUGUUUAUGGGCCUCCGGAGCAGCAACAUGCAGAUGCUUCUUCCCCCAGGCCAGAAGCCCAUCUUCUCUCUGGACUAUGACUGGAGGCAACAGUGUGUGUUCUGGGUCUGUCUACAGGAGGAAAGCAUCAAAUAUUUCCUGCAUGGAGAAAAGGGCAAUAUCAAGACACUUGUUAAAGGUGUGAAAUCAGACUCGAUUGCUGUAGACUGGGUUGCAGGAAACCUGUACUGGGUGGAUGGAGUAGCUGGCCAGAUUUUAGCUGUAAGGAUUAGUGACCGUGUAAUGAAGCGACAAAACUUCACCGUGAUUGUGGAUGAAGAGCUGGAGCAGCCUCAUUCUCUGGUGCUUUUACCUCAGAAAGGCAUAAUGCUGUGGUCAGAGAUUGGGAAGGAGCCCCAGAUUGAGUGUGCUGGCAUGGACGGUUCAGAGAGGAAGGUGCUACUCAGCCAUGGCUUAAACUGGCCUGUAGCCUUAGCUGUGGAUAUUGUGUCUGACAGAAUCUUCUGGGUAGAUGAGAAGCUCAAGUGCAUUGGUUCAGCCACAAUGAAUGGCGAAGAUAUCAAGCUGCUACAGUUGACUGAGAUGUCAAGCCCUUUCUCUGUGGCAGUGUUUAAUGACAUGGUGUACUGGUCUGACACCCAGAGAAAGGCUAUCCAUGGGGCUAACAAAAUAACUGGCAAGAACCAGAAAGUUAUUCUCAAAAGACCUGGUCAACCAUUUGGGCUCAAAGCUGUACACCCCCUUAUCCAGUAUAAGGUGCCUAACCCCUGUGAGAAACUCCAAUGUUCUCACAUGUGUGUACUAGCCCCAGGGCUCCAUGCAUUAUGUCGUUGCCCUGCAGGACUGCUGUUGGCUGAGGACGGAUUUACCUGUAUCCCACCUGAGAACUCCUCUACUUCCUUCCUACUGCUGCUCUCUCCUACUAGACUCACGAAGGUUUUCACUAGAAGCUUGCUUGGUCAGGUUGGAUUAAAUCAGUGGCCUGCCCACCAUGCCCAGUCUCUUCCUGGCAUAAAUGAGGCCUCAGAUCUAGACUUGGUUCUUGGUGACAACACACUCUAUGUGGCAGAUGUCGGACAGGACUCUGUGGCUCGGAUUAAAGUGGAUGACUCCACGUUGAUGCCUGAUGGCCAGAUCUUGAAUUUACCAGGGGAUACGUUGACUGCGCUGGCUGUGGACUGGAUCACACACAACUUGUAUUGGAGCAGCAGCAAGAAGCCUCAGAUCUACGUCACGUCAGCAGAUGGAAAGUUCACCAGCCUUGUUCUGCAGGCUGGGCUUCAGGACACUACAUCUAUUGCGCUACACCCACCCACAGGCAGGAUGUGCUUCACAGCCAUAGGGUCAUCAGGGAAUGUUGCUUUGCCCCAGGUAGACUGUGCUGCCAUGGAUGGCCGGAAUCAAAUGUUGCUUUGGAAGAAAACGCAGCUUCCCAGUUUUUUGACUUUUUCAAGCCAAGGCACAACAGUGUACUGGGCAGAUAUUGCCACUGAAGUUAUUUGCUCUGUGAACAUCGACGGAUCAAAUUACCGGGAAUAUAAAACUGGAACUGGAUCUCCUUUAAUUGCGUCUUUAACCCGAAGUGACAAUAUCCUCUUCUGGAUCACCCGGUACAAUGGUACAACAACUGUAUGGUACAGUGAUGGCAUCCAGCCUAAACAGUUGUGGUUUGAAGUUCAAACAAACAUUAUAGCAGUGAAGGCAUACAGUGCAAACAGCCAGAAAGGAACCAACCUGUGUGCGGAGGAUAAUGGUGGCUGUAGUCACUUGUGCCUGGCAUACCCAGGAGGGCAUACGUGCCGCUGUACAGAAGGCUACAUUGCUGUAAAUGACAUCCAGUGUGUACCUGGCCUAAAGUGUCCAGCAGGCUCUAUGCCUUGCAGAGAUGGGUACAAGUGUCUCUCUUCUACCCGGUUUUGUGACCAAAUCCCAGAUUGCCAAGAUGGCUCUGAUGAAGAGGGCUGCCAUGCUAAGGAAAAUGAGGUGUUGGUCCACACAACGAGUGGCCAGUCCUGCAGUUCUGAGCUCUGUAAUGGCAGAGGGCACUGUAUGGUGCAAAAAGGGAAACCAGUCUGCGAGUGUGUGCAGGGUUACAGUGGGUAUUUCUGUCAGGAUGAGGCAUCCAGCAGUGUUCCUGUCAUCCUUACAGUCCUCUUUAUUGUCUGCUUAGUUAUUGCUGCAGCUGUAUUUCUAAAAUGGAGAAGAUGGAAAGCAGGACGAGAGCAGCCCAUAGAUAAAGAAAAUCUCAUGAAGGACAUGGAGGAACAGGAGGCAUUCCCUGAAAACUUUUCCAAUGAACUCUACAACCCAGUGGAGGAGGAGCAUACAACACCUGUUGCAUGAUGGAUUAUAUUUAAAUAAAAGUAUUAAGCUGAAAA
Molecule: messenger RNA, 8828 nt
Organism: Ictalurus punctatus (channel catfish)
Lineage: Eukaryota; Metazoa; Chordata; Actinopteri; Siluriformes; Ictaluridae
Gene: lrp13b
Product: low-density lipoprotein receptor-related protein 1B
Exons: 44
Coding region: 109-8793 (2894 amino acids)
Molecular function (GO): protein binding; calcium ion binding
Source: RefSeq, a predicted model, not a curated record